GCCAAUGAGCACACAACCAAGCGCAGCGACCUGCUUCUCACACGCAGCCUACUGAACACCACGCGUUCUCAGACAGCCAGACAAAACACAGCGGACACAGCCGAAGCGAGGGAAGAGUGAGCGGCAGAGACAGAGUUGUGUAACGAGAGAAACAAAAGGAGCGGAGGAGAAGAAUAGAAGAGUGUUUUAGGAGGGAGAAGAAGAAAAGAGGAGAAAGAUUUGCCUUAGAAACUGCCGUUUGAGACUCACGCAGCUGGUGCGGGGUCCAGUCUUUGGGCAGAAAGAGAGCAUCCUUCGGAGACAAAGCGAGCAAGGCUCAGACAGAAGAAAAAGAGAGAGAGAGAGAGCUAGAGAGGGGGGUCGAAAGGGACAAAAAAAAGUCAGCUAGUUGAGUAGCAGGACGAUCGGAGAGUCCCGCUCCUCAUUACGACUUCUCCACGUGUUCUGACCAGCCAACUCGGAUCAGACAUGCUGCUGCUGGAAGAACCGGACCCUCUCACAGACCAGCCCAAGGGCGCUGCGUUCAGCUCAGAGAAUGAGGCUCAGGGUGGCGACUCGUCGGGAUGGCAGUGCACGCCGCCGUCGUCCACUUCCCCCUCGGGCGAAGCGCCCUCGCAGCCGCCCUCGGGCCCCUCCGCCCGCCACGCCAACCACAGCCCCUCGGCGCUGGCGCUCAGCGGAACCAAGAAACGGAACUCCAAGCCCGCCCACCUGAGGAGGAACAUCAGGAAGUUGUUGCGGGAGCAUCAGCUGGAGACGAGCACUAAGGCCGCCCAGCUGGGGGAGCUAGAGAGACGGAGGCGUCUGGAACAGCAGAGGAAAGACCUCCCCUCAGGCUCGCCCUCAGCCUACUCCCAAACACCAGAGGACGAGUCCCUGAGUGCAACUGCUCAGGUGUCCAAACAAGAGCUAAUCUGUCUAGACACCAGCACCAACAGCCCAGACACCUGCGAAGACGACGCCAAGGCAUCACCGCUCUCAACACUCACAGCUAAAGAAGAUGUGAUCGAGCUGAGUUCCAGCGAAGAUGACUCCCUGCAGUCCAGCAGACGAGCAACCAAUGAGGAGGAAGAAGAGGAGGAAGAGGCGGGCCCUGGCGCCGAGGAGAGCUGCGGCGCGCACGCCAACGACAACCUCAACCAACCCGACGCUCUGGGGCGGGUCCUGGUCAACGUCAGUCACCCACCCGACGAGAGUGACAUCUACCUCUCCCCCCAGCUGGCCAGAGUGGUCAAGCCCCACCAGAUCGGUGGGAUCAGAUUUCUGUACGACAAUCUGGUGGAGUCGGUGGAGCGCUUCAAGAGCAGCAGUGGCUUCGGCUGCAUCCUGGCCCACAGCAUGGGGCUGGGCAAAACCCUGCAGGUCAUCUCCUUCAUCGACAUCCUACUGCGCCAUACUGAAGCUCACACCGUCCUCGCCAUAGUCCCUGUGAACACGCUUCAGAACUGGCUGUCGGAGUUCAACCUGUGGGUCCCUCCAGCUGAGGCCCUGUCCCCCGACACCGACCCCGCCCAGGCCGUGCCGCGCUCCUUCAAGGUCCACAUCCUCAACGACGAGCACAAAACCACGGCGGCCCGUGCCAAGGUGGUAGAGGACUGGCACAGGGACGGCGGCGUUCUGCUAAUGGGCUACGAGAUGUACCGGCUGCUGUCGCUCAAGAAGAGCUUUGUGGCCGGCCGCAAGAAGAAAGCCAAGAAGCCCACCGGGCCGGUCGUCAUCGACCUGGACGAGGAGGACCGCCAGCAAGAGCUGCUGAAAGGCAUCGAGAAGGCUCUGUCUUGGCCCGGGCCGGACGUUGUGAUCUGCGACGAGGGCCACCGCAUCAAGAACUGCCACGCGAGUACGUCGCAGGCGCUCAAGGGCAUCCGCACGCGGCGCCGCGCGGUUCUGACGGGCUACCCGCUGCAGAACAACCUGAUCGAGUACUGGUGCAUGGUGGACUUUGUGCGGCCCGACUUCCUGGGCACGCGGCAGGAGUUCAGCAACAUGUUCGAGAGGCCCAUUCUGAACGGGCAGUGCGUGGACAGCACAGUCGAGGACCUGCGCUUCAUGCGAUACCGCAGCCACGUGCUGCACAGCCUGCUGGAGGGCUUCGUGCAGAGGCGAGGUCACGACGUGCUGCGCUCCCAGCUGCCCCCGAAGCAGGAGCACGUCAUCCUGGUGCGCCUGUCCCCCCUGCAGAGGGCGCUCUACACCGAGUUCAUGAACCGCUUCCAGGAGGCCGGCAACAGCGGUUGGCUCAGCCUCAACCCCCUCAAAGCCUUCUGCGUCUGCUGCAAGAUCUGGAACCACCCAGAUGUCCUCUACGAGGCGCUGCAGAAGGAGAACCUGGCCAACGAGCAGGACUUGGACCUGGACGACAUCACCACCAACCAGAACCGCUGCCCUGCACCCAACCAGAAGAGCAAGCAGGCCGAGAUGGCCAGCAGCGAGGGCGGCCUCAGCCUCACCGCCCUGCAAGAGAGGGCCAACCAGGUCAUCUCCUACGAAUGGGCCAAGGACAUCAUGACUGAUUACAAGACUGGGCUUCUGGAGAACUCUGCCAAGAUGGUGCUGCUGUUCCAUCUUAUCGAUGAGAGUGUUAGGAAUGGCGACAAAAUCCUGGUCUUCAGUCAGAGCCUGUCCACUCUGUCAGUUAUCGAGGAGUUUCUGGCCAAGAGAACGAUGCCCGAAACCAGGGCAUCCAGUCUGAACCAGAACUGGGUUCGCAACAUCAACUACUACCGUUUGGACGGAAGCACGUCGGCCUCUGAGAGGGAGAGACUCAUAAAUCAGUUCAACGAUCCAGCAAACACCUCAACCUUGGUCUUUCUGCUGUCUACCAGGGCCGGCUGUCUCGGGGUGAACUUGAUCGGUGCGAACCGCGUGGUGGUAUUCGACGCCUCCUGGAACCCUUGUCACGACGCACAGGCGGUGUGUCGGGUGUAUCGCUACGGGCAACGGAAGCCCUGUCACAUCUACCGGCUGGUGUGUGACUUCACCCUGGAGAAGAAGAUCUACGACAGGCAGAUCUCCAAACAGGGCAUGUCAGACCGCGUGGUGGACGACCUGAACCCCGUGCUGAACUUCACGCGGCGGGAGGUGGAGUCCCUGCUGCACUUCGUGGAGGAGGAGCCGAAGCCGGACGAGUCCGCCAGGCUGCUGCAGUCGCAGCACGCAGACAUGGAGCUGGUCAUCAAGCAGGCCUGCCAACGCUACCCCCACCUCAUCACCAAGCAACCUUUCCAUCACGAGUCUCUGCUGAUAGACCGUCGGGAUCUCAAACUGACCAAGGCGGAGAAGAAGGCGGCUAAGAAGGGCUACGAGGUGGAGAAGCGGGCAUCGGUGCCCUAUACGCGCCCCUCCUACGCUCACUACUACCCCGCCAGUGACCAGAGCCUCACCAACAUCCCAGCCUUUAGCCAGCGCAACUGGCGACCUCCACCAAGGCAGGAGGAGAAGCCGAUGGCCAGUGUCCGGCCCGUCCAAUCGACUCCUGUUCCCAUGGCGCCGCGGCAGGCUUCCCAGGGAACUGGCCCCGCCUCCUCCGGAUCCGCAGGCUCCAACUCGGCUCUGAGCUUCAACCUCAACAAUCUGCAGAAAGCUGGAGUGUUUGUCCAGAAGAUUGUCACCACCACAGACAUUGUCAUUCCGGGUACCAACAAUGCUAAAGACGUCCAGACUCGGAUCCCUGCGGGUGAGAGCAUCCAUGUCAUCAGAGGAACUAAAGGUACCUACAUCAGGACGUGUGAUGGAAGAAUCUUUGCAGUCCGAGCAGCUGGAAAGCUUAAACAGCCUGAGGAGGGCUCAGCCACUGCUAAAGAUGUAGUGCACCCUGAGAAAGAGGCUCAUAGUGGCGCCACCAAUGGGAGCGUUUCCGUCUCUCCUGAGCGCAAGAGGUCCUCUCCGCCGGAGGAAGGGGCGUCUGACCUCCUGCCUCGACCGCUGUCGCCGGACAGCCCCGAGAUCCUGAGCGAGCUCCAGCGCUUCAUCAAGCCCCCGGCCCACGGCCUGCCCACCGCCACGCUCGGAGCCGCCGCCGCCGCCCCCGCCCAGGAGAACGGAGGGCCCCCGAAAGAGCCCUCCCUGCCGGCCGGGGACGCCCACCCCAUGCCCCUGGACCUGCGUGCCAGCAAGCGCAAGCGGGCGCCGGCUGCCGACGAGAAGGACCCCGACCAGCCGCCCUUGGCCAAGCGGAGCUCCGCCUCCCACGCCCUGCCGCCAGGGUUCCCCUUCGGCGGCGCCUACGGCCUGAACCCCGGCCUGAACCCCGGCCUGAACCCCGGCCUGAACCCCGGGCUGAACCCCGGGCUGCUGGGCUCCAUGUGCCACCCUCUCUUCAUGGGGCCUGGCUCGUCCUACUUCCCGCCGCACGCUCCGCUGGCCGACCCCCGCCUCAUGUUCCCCCUGACCCCUGACCCCUUCAGCCUGCCCCGCUCCUCCCCCUCCUCUUCCUCCUCCCCUUCCUCGUCCCUGUCCUCCACCAUUACCAAAACCACGCCCUCUUCCUCGUCUGCCUUCACCUCCUCCUCUUCCUCCUGCAGCACCACCUCCUCCUCCUCCUCCAUGUCUCCGUACUUUCGGCCCGGCAUGGCGGGCAUGCUGCCCCCUGGGUUUCCCCUGACGUACGGCCAGGCCCUGGGCAUGUACCCCAACUCCCUGCUGCCCGCCGGCAUGCCGGCCGCCACGCCUGGUCCCGCCGGCACCAGCUUCCUGUCCCGCUUCCCCUCCUCGAGCCUGCGAGGGCCCGCACUCGGCACCCCGCCUCUCGCCGCCGACAACGAGAGCAGUAGCAGCGGCAGCAGCCACAUGGACGACAGCGAUGACAUCAUCGAGGUGACGGGCCAAUAGGCGGCCUCGGCGAAAAGGUCCUGUGACGAGGCUUCGGUCGCCAGGGGUUGGGUGAUUGGGCAGAGAGAGGGAAAAAAAACGACAACUUCUUUUUUUUUGCCAAUCCACCCCAUAAAAUGGAUCCCAUCUCAGCAACCGAGGCCGAGAAUGUGAAGCAGCAGUGUGACUGACUGGAGAGAGUGGACUGCGAAAGCUACAAAUCCUAAUGCUGUAUGUCGUAUUUAACAAGAGGAGAAAAAGACUGAGGAGAAAAAAACGAGCCCUUUGGACUUCCAGCAUUGUGUACUGCACUCUACCUGCGCGAGACUUGCAGUUCGUCCUCCUGAGGGAGCUCUGCUCUCUGCUCUGAUCAGCUCGAGCUUUCAAUUUCUUCAACUGUUUGCAUUUAUUUAGCAGGUGAUAGUAGAUGGUAGAGAGCGUUAGCUGGUAGUUGUUAUGACGAUAGUCAUGCCUGUUUGAUUGGAAGAAAACAAUAUCAUUGAUUGUUUUGAUUGAUUACCGUUAUUGCUACUGUUUUAGACAUUUUAGAAAUGGUGGUUAUCAAUCGUAAUUGACAAUGUUUGAAAACUGAUCCUUUCUUCUUGAGGUUACAUUAUGGGACAGAAAAUAUUUGACUUUAGAUUUUUUUUAAUCGAAAGAUGGAUGUGCAAAAAUGGAAAGGGUGCAAAGAAUAACCUAACAGGGCUGAAGAAAUUGGGGGGAAAAAAACAAAGCAGGAAAUGAAAAAGAAAUGUAACAAGACCUUAAACUCAACGAAUGUAUCAUUAUUUGCGCCUUUAACGCAGUGUUUGUGAGCACAGGCCUUAGUGACAUUUGACUGAAGACCAUUUGAUACUCAUAUUUUUUCUUGUUGUGUUUUCUAAUGUGACAUUGUUACUGUGGUACAAUCUUGUUGUCAAAACUAGCAGCCUGAACCUCACCCACAGACAGAGGAAACAUCCUCGAGGACAGACGUGUCAAGAUGGUGUUUUCAGUUACACCUCCGACCUUAACUUGACUCGAAGAGGCUUAAAAAACAUCGACCCAGAGAGUUUCCUGGCAAAUGCCGUGGGUUGUUCAAUGCCUUGCCGCUGCGUCGCUUGAAUGUCAUCGAGGAAGCUGAGGAGCCGGGAAGCGAGUGUUUCCUCGAUCCUCCCACCCCAUAGUCUUAUUGGAGCUGAGCUUAUAUGUUCUAACGCCAUCAAAAGCUGUCUACUCUCGGGUCAGGGUCUCAUUCAGUGCAGUCAGCGCUGUCAUUUCCCCCCUGGAUUUCUGUCUGUCUGUGCUCAACACAAAAGGGUACACUUGACUUUUCGACCCAACCCUUUCAUUGUUUUGUUGUGACACCAACACAUGGAUUCAUAGAAACUAAAAAAAAAAAAACACACAACAGGGUGUAGUUGAUCAUACCAAAUAUAUAGUAUCAAAUUUGAGAGAAAUUGAAAUUUGCAAAGGAAAGCUGUGCCAAAACAGUACUUAUGUCCCUUAUGUCAUCUCCCACUAUUGGGAAAUGUUGUGAAAAGAGACCAAAACAUUUACAACAUACUUGAAAAGUGCAUUUCAAGGAUGUAAAAGAGAUGAUCAGAAAGGAGCCAUAUGCCAAGGCUCUGAGAAGGAAGGAAAACAUGAGUAACAGUGUGAAUUUCGCAGGCAAUCGUCACCAAAUGCUAUAUUGUGGUAACUAAAACUAUGUGACUUACAGCGAAGCAACUUACUGUUCAGUUUUACCGUGUUCUGUAUAAAACUCAUUUAACACAAGCAUUCAGGAGUUCCUGAUUCAUUUACAGGUUGUGUGUUUUAUUUUUGUGUCUGGUGGAUCAGGGGCAUUGCUUCAUUUGUUGUGGCAUCGCUUUGCUGUGUUUACAAAUGCCACCCGGUUUCUCCCAAAUUUACCCCCAUUGUCCCGUGUCAUAGAGGAAGGGUCCACUGCACCUGAAUUCCAUUGGUUAGUCUAGACAACAGGAUAUACAUAAUUUGAUUUCCUGUCUCACUGUAACUGAAAAAAUCCAAACAUUCUAUCGAAGUACUUUCACUUUUCAACCCCCUUUUUCUGUACCAUACUUCUGUUGUUGGUUUACCUGUGUUUGUUAGUCCUCUUUUUUUGUCUGAGGUUUGACAAUUUACCAAAUUAAUUUAUUUAUGACAUUGCAUAUUUAUUCAUUUGUAUUUUUUAUUUUUGUACUUUUUUAAAAAAUGGGGGAUUUUUACUCAUGUGGCCGGACGGCUCCGCUCUGGUGCUUGUGGUUGACGAAGGGUGUAGUGUGUGUGUAUGAUAGUGUUUGAUGACCUUCUGACACGAAGCAGAAUCAGGACCAAUGUGAACUGGUGCUGUGGAUUGCGUGGGUCUCGGUGAGCCCACAUCCACCGCACACGCUCAGAGCGAGGAUUUGCCGUUCAGUGCCCCUGCACGCCUGUGAUGUCAUUCCUGGUGGCCAAGAUCCCUCAAGUGUUCAGUGUUUUUUUUCUUUUUCCAAUUUCUUUUCAAUGAUUGCUUUCGUUUUCUUUUUUAAUUUCAUGUUUGUCAUAGCUAACUACUUGAACAGAAGUAUUUAUUUGUCAUAGGAAGGGUCGGUAUAGGUGAACAGGUGGCUGCUCUGGAUUCUAAUCUGUGAGGAGAAUUUGAACUGCUAAAAGCUGCUGAGGACCAGACAGCCUGUUCUGGAAGAACUACAUUCAUAACUGACCUGUAUCACAGCGGCUUUUCAAUCCAUUCUCUUUUUCUUUUCUUUUUUUUUGGAAGUUUGUGAAUAAAAACAAAUUAAAUGUUA
This is a messenger RNA of Sardina pilchardus (European sardine), 7577 nucleotides long. RefSeq names its product helicase ARIP4-like. Bases 469 to 4830 code for a protein of 1453 amino acids. Lineage: Eukaryota; Metazoa; Chordata; Actinopteri; Clupeiformes; Clupeidae. The transcript has 21 exons. Gene Ontology annotation, molecular function: ATP-dependent chromatin remodeler activity; ATP binding; ATP hydrolysis activity. The record is from RefSeq and is a predicted model, not a curated record. Gene Ontology annotation, cellular component: nucleus.